This is a messenger RNA of Paracoccidioides brasiliensis Pb18, 765 nucleotides long. Its product is annotated as proteasome core particle subunit alpha 1. Gene Ontology annotation, cellular component: proteasome core complex, alpha-subunit complex; cytosol; nucleus. The record is from RefSeq and is a predicted model, not a curated record. Gene Ontology annotation, biological process: ubiquitin-dependent protein catabolic process. The transcript has 5 exons. The coding region runs from base 1 to 765 and encodes 254 amino acids.
AUGUCGGGAAGCGCUGGCUACGAUAGACACAUUACUAUAUUUUCGGAUCAAGGGCGAUUGUAUCAAGUUGAAUAUGCCUUCAAAGCUAUCACCGCCGCCAAUAUCACCUCGCUCGGGAUCAAGGGAAAGGAUUGCGCAGUCGUACUAUCGCAGAAGAAAGUCCCAGACAAGCUCAUCGACCCUUCAUCUGUCACUCAUAUCUUUCAACUGUCCCCGUCGGUUGGAUGUGUCAUGACUGGCUCCAUAGCUGAUGCUCGAGCGUCAGUAUCCAGAGCGCAGAGCGAAGCGGCUGAAUUUCGAUACAAGUUUGGAUAUGAAAUGCCAUGCGAUGUCCUUGCUAAACGGUUGGCGAAUAUCAACCAAGUUUACACCCAAAGAGCGUAUAUGCGACCACUAGGUGUUGCGAUAACGUUGGUAUCAGUUGAUUCUGAAUUGGGUCCACAACUGUACAAAUGCGACCCUGCAGGCUAUUAUGUGGGAUAUCGAGCCACGGCUUCUGGUCCCAAGCAACAGGAUAUCUUUAACCACUUGGAGAAGAAGCUCAAGAACAAGGAGUAUGCGGAGGGAACGUGGGAAGAUGUUGUUGAGCUCGCCAUAUCGACGUUGAGCACGGUACUAAGUGUGGACUUCAAGAAGAACGAGAUAGAGGUGGGGAUUGUUGGAGGACCACGAGCCGAUGGCAAGGAAGGAACACAAACAGAGUUCCGAUCCCUCACGGAGGAGGAGAUUGAUGAACGACUACAGGCGAUUGCUGAGAAGGAUUGA